AUGGCACCUCCGAAGAAGACGACGUCGCAUCGACGAAACUUGCUGGUGGCCGGCUUGGCCAGGUUGUGGAAGCCCCGGACGCCGACCCACACGGUACGGCAGGUCAAGGACCUCGCAGACGAUAUCCGGCAAGGGGUGGAGAACAUACGCACGGCCGCUACCGACCGUGCGGAGCUCAUGGGCUACACGGCCGAUGGAACGGCCGAGCUCAAGAAGCUCGUUGAAGAGGUGGAGGGCCUGAAGACGGACAUCCAGCGCCUCGACGACGGCGACGACGACGAUGACCAAAUGGAGGGACUGGGCCCCGACAGGUACAAUGCGUUGCUGACACAGUCACAGUCGCAGAUGCAGAGUCGAGACGACCUCGACGGCACGAGGACCGACAGCAGCAGUCGUAGGGAGGCCCGCGUCGCGCAGGCCCUGGCGGACUGGGUGGCACAGAGCGAAGGCACGGCGCCGAGUUGCUUCUCCGCGCUGCGGGCCGUGCUAACGCCCGACGCCGCCCAGGCCCUGUCGGACGCGCUCAGGCCGACCGUCCCGGCCACCCAGGAGGCCGUCGACGACACAAUCGACGCGCUGCGCGAGAUGGUCUCGGAGCGCGACGAGGACAAGGAGCGGCUGCAGGAGCAGCUCAGCGAGGCGAACCAGGCCCUCAGCACGGCCAGGGCCGCCGCCGACACGGCCGCCGUCGAGCUCCAGAGCGUGGCCAUGAAGGCGCGGGAGACGGAGGCUUCCCUCGGGGCAGAGAUGGAGCUCCUGGAGCGCAGAGCCCGCGACGACGCCGACGCGUACGAGGAGCAGCUGCGCAGGGCGAGGGACAAGGUGUCGGAGCUCGAGGGCUCCGUCGAUCGCAAGGACGAAGAGAUCCGGCUGCUGCGAGAGGCGGCCAGGACGACUGACCAGGGCACCGAGCUGACGGACAAGAUGAGCGAGCUCACGCAGGAGCUGACCAAGCAGUGGAAGGAGCUGUGCGAUGCCGAGCGGCAACGCGCCGCCACGGCGAUCGCGGAGGCGCGGAGCCAGGUGAGCGGCGAAAUGACGCUGCUGGAGGACAAGGGCCGUCGCCUGCAGGCCGAGGUGCAGUCCCUCGAGGCCGCCGUCAGCCUCAAAGACGCCGUCGUCGAGGGUCUCAAGAAGAGCGUAGAGACAAAGGUCGCGGCCAUCCGUGCCAAAGAUGCCGAGUGCGCCGCGCUCAAGAAGGCGCUCGACGCUGCCGGGGCGGCGGGCGACGCCACGCGGCUCGCCCGCAGCAACAUGUCGCAGUUCAUGUCCCGCGUCGCCGGCUCCCGCGCCGCCGACGAGUGCGCCGCCCUGGUCGGGCACGUCGUCGACGGCACCGACAUGGCGGCCCGUGCCGUGGGCCACAGGACUUCCUGGGCCCUCGCGCCGCGGGAUGCCACCUCGACGGCCCCGGCGCCGAGCUACUACAGGGCGCUCUGGGACGUCGUGGUGUCGUUGCUGGGCGAUCCCUGGGACCCUGCGCGCGCCCGCGCCGACAUGGACGCCUUCCGCACGGCGCUCGCGUGCCCCGUGCCCGAGCAGGUUCUGGCCUGGACGCCGCACGCCGUCAUGGACGCCGCGCUCGCCAGGCUCGACCUCGUCGGCAUGUCCUUUAUCGACAGGCUGGCGGCCUACGAGCUGCUGCUCGACGUGGCGCACUGCUUCCCCAGCGAAGCCGCCACGUCCAAGCUGCAGAUGGCGUAUGGCCGCCUCAACGAGGCCCGCCCCCUGGCCGACAUGCUCGCCACCGGCGAGCCAGAGCAGGACCCCGACGACGGCGACUGGCUGUCCGUGCCGGAGCACUCCUUACGGUUGCUCAUAGUCAAGACGCUCGCCGACGACGUAGAGGUCGCCGUCUUCGACCUGGAAGCCCGCUCCGUGCGGUCCACGCCUGUGUCCGCUCUCGUAUUUUCGCCGCCGGCGUUAUACCAGAGAAUGACGUUGCCUGGCUCCCCGCCUAUCGUAGUCAAGCUGCUCUCUGUCCCAAGACAGAAGUGGGUAAUGAAGCUCGUCAUGGGUUGA
Messenger RNA from Purpureocillium takamizusanense, 2022 nucleotides. RefSeq lists its product as uncharacterized. The transcript has a single exon. The coding region runs from base 1 to 2022 and encodes 673 amino acids. NCBI's taxonomy places the organism in Eukaryota, Fungi, Ascomycota, Sordariomycetes, Hypocreales, Ophiocordycipitaceae. The record is from RefSeq and is a predicted model, not a curated record.